Messenger RNA from Spodoptera exigua (beet armyworm), 5530 nucleotides. The record is from the annotation of a GenBank genome assembly. Lineage: Eukaryota; Metazoa; Arthropoda; Insecta; Lepidoptera; Noctuidae.
CAACAGUUUCUACUGAACCCGCAAGAUGGCGUUUUCCUUGCAUAAUUUAUUGACGCAUGCGCCACACAUUGCAAUCAGCUGUCAGAAAGAACAUAAUCACGUAAAAAACAAAAUUAUUUGUGUCUUUAGAUAAUUCCCGUCAAUAUGGCGGGGCAAAAUCCAGGUUCGCCGACUGACUUUCAAUAUUUUUACGAGGAUGAAGUGUAUAAAAUCAACAAUCGCGGUCAAGUGGUCUUCGGUCUGGUACUCGAGAACUAUGAAGCCAACUCCAGCGAUCAAGAGAGCGACAUUGAAACUCCUAUACAAAAAGGCGAAAUUCGCGUUGUCUGGCAUCCUUCCGGCACCGAGCGGGUCAUAUCCGAGAAGUCGGUUGGCUUAGCAGACCGCUCGUUGAUGCCUGGCGACGUGGUCCGUCGUCUGAUUGCUGGCAAGGAUACACAGAGAGGCUACUGCAGAGACAUCAUCAUGAACGCAGCCCUGCAGAUUGUGGGCACCAAGCAUGUGAUACCGAGUGUUGCCAGCGAAAGACUCCAGCCGUUAGAGGAGUUCACUCCUGAUUUAGCUGUCUGUCUUGAUUCGUGGGUUGGGACUUCUAAGGCGGUCCAUAGCAAACUCCGGCUCGUGUCGGCGGAGGGCUCCAGGCUCGAGUACCCCGACCUGGACACGUGUCCCCUGGAAGACUAUUCCAUGCGCCGCCGCCGCUCCACCCCCUACUCGUCGUCCGAGUUCUACCCCGGACAGGUGGUGUACGGCCCGCUAGGCUCCCUCGAUUCCGCCAACUGGCUCCACAUUACCAAGGAGAUGAAAGCCGCCAGGAAACAUAAGAUGCAUGAUCAUAAGUUCACUGUGGAGGCGGUGAUGACGGAGAGCGUGAGCGUUCACUGGCAGUGCCGCGCGCUGUGCACUAACCCCACAGACCCCACCACGCCGCAGCAACCCAAGUUCUUAGUCGAAGGCGAAGAUCUAAAGAAUCUGAAGCUGCUAAAUGUAUUCGAGCCAUGCACACUGCAGGUCGGUGACAGAAACUUCCUCACCAUUGGUCCUGAAGACACCUUUGUAAGCAAGAAGCAAUGGAGAAAACAACAAAGUAAAUACUACAGGAAUCUCCGUAAGCAAACAAAACCGAUAAAGAAGCCUUCGAAAACCGACACCAACUCGACUGACCACGUGCCCUCCCGGCCUAAGAAACGCGCCUCGGCACAUCGGAAACUCAAGUCAAAUGACAACGACAUGGAAGUGGAUCAAGUAGACGACAAGCUGGAAUCCUUAGACGAUGCUCUAAAGAUGGACGCGACCUGCCCCAGCAUCAAGAUUGAUAAUAUUGGCGACGUCUGCCUGCCAAUGGCGAGCUCCCAGGAAGACACUGCCACUGAAGAGAAAAAUGAUUCGGGAAUCAGAUGGCACGUCCGCAGUCCUGAGCCGGCGCGAGAGGACUCCUCGCUGCUUAAUGGAGACAGCAAGUCGGAUACCGCGCUCAACGACGACGACUCCGAUAACUGGGAGAACACUAGCAGCGAUGGCAGUGAUACUGACAGUGGUGCGACGUGGUCGUCUCGGUGCUCGUCGGCGGCGUCGGGUCGCGGCAAGCGGUCCCCGCAGCUGGCCGUCCGCCUGCUGCGCGGCAAGCGCCUCAAGCGGACCGUGCGCCGCGCGCCCCCCGCGCCCCCGCCGCGCCCCGGGGACCGCGUCGUCGUCGAGACCCUCCACACCACCAGCCGCGCCAAUGUCGUCUGGCAGGACGGCACCAUAGAAAUGGGCAUUCCAUCCACACAACUGUAUCCGAUCCACCACUUAGACGGGCAGGAGUGCUUCCCUGGUGACUUUGUAGUCAGCGGAGCAGCCAAUGUCGAGGAAAACCAACAGUUGAAGCACCGUGAGUACGGCGUGGUACAGCGCGUGGACCACCACGGCAGGACCGCCAUCGUGCACUGGUACCGCACCUACACCAGCGCUGACGAACCUGUGCCACAAAUGUUACACGAGAGUGAAGUGAGCGUGUACGACCUGAAGGACCACCCUGACUUCCAGUACCGGCCCGGCACUGUCGUCAUCAGGGUCGCCAACUUCACAGGGGAGGAUGCUAACUGUACUGCUGGACAGGUGAUAGACAACUUCCCCUCUGGGCGCGUCAAAGUUUGGUGGGUGGAUGGACACACUAGUAUGUGCUGGCCACAGGAUCUAUAUAAGGUUGGCGAGUAUGACAGUGAGGAAGGCGAGCUGUGGGGCUCGGAAGGGUCCGGGUCCGAGGACUCGUGGGAGACGCAGAGCUCGGCGCACGAGCCCGAGCCGCGCACGCCCGACGCGCUGCCCGCCACGCCGCCGGACCUCGCGCCCGCCGCAGUUGGCGGCGUGGAGUGCGGGUCAUGCGGUGAGGGCUCGGCGGGGCCCGGGCCGGCGGCGGCGGGGGCGGGGGCCGUGCCCCGCUUGUUGGAGCCGCGCGUGGCGGCGCACAUCGAGCGCGGCCGCGUGGCCAUGAGGAAACUGGAGGAGAUGUUCGCUAAGCACCCUACAUUACAGAGCCAAGAGGUAAAGCUCCUGUCUCUGUUAAGGUCCCUGCCGCUGUCCGUGUCGGUGAGCGUGCCCCCGCUGCUAAAGCCGUCGGUGACGACGCUCAUGCAGCGCCUAUUCGGCGGCGUCUGCAACCUGCACGACAGGUUCCACAAAGAGCCCGCGCUAGAGACGUACGAGAUAAUGCGCAAGCUGUUAAACUUGUACAAAGAUUGCCGAUUUUUAGACCGUCUCAUGGGUACAUCUUUCUUUCAUGAAGACCACUUUUUGGGUCUUUUGGAGCGCGUACGUGAGCGUGGCGCAGUGACUCCGCGGGCCGGCGAGCGACGCGUCCACGAACAACUGGCGCGACUCUUCGCCCCCAGUGACCCAGCGGACCUUGCAGCAGCGCCUCCCGCGCCCCCAUCCCCACCCCCAGACCCUAUGCUGGUGGACGAAGACCUCGACAAACCACUACAACCCGACGGCACCCGGGCCAUCAUCACGUCGAACGUCACUGUUGAGCCUAUGCAGGUCGAGUGUAGUGUAUCAAAGAAGCAACUACAUUUGAAUAUAGAAGCUGCACAGGCCACCGGAUCUGACACAGCUGUAUGUACACAAGAAUUAGCUCUUAGUGAAAAUCCCUCCACGGAGACAGCGGAUGGCGACCCCAGUCUUAGCAAGAACGUCUGCUACAAGCUGUGCUCACUCAUACACGCUCAGCUCAUCAAGGCACAUGCUGAAGUCAGCCGGAGAAGGCCGCAAGAGUUGGCCGAUUUCCUUAACAGAUUAGUGAAAAUCGCAUACAACUCUGAGGAGAACUUAGCCUACCACUUUUCAGUUCAGUACGGUGCGUUGGUGGUGAGCAUCACGGAUGAAGAGAAGGCUGAGUCCAAGGUAGCUGAGGUCAAGGACGCCACUACCGCGACUGCGCAGAAAACUGAAGGUCCCGCAGGUGCAGAAACAGCGCCCCUGGCGACGGCUGAAGGUACGGAGGAGGCAGAAAUGGACACGGCCAACCCCCCCGUGUCAUUAGAGAACAAGGAAGGCGGCGAAGGUUUUUGCAUACUAGAGUCUGCACCAGCCGCCCAUAGAUUCCGACUCUCCAUGCUGCAGCCCUCCGAACCUAGAACCUUCUACUCCGCUGUCAAGAGGGAGAUUAAACUGCUCAAGAGCGAUCUACCGCCAGGCGUAUGGGUCCGUGGCUACGAGGAUCGUAUCGACCUGCUAUCGGUGAUGAUCGCCGGCCCUACAAAGACCCCAUACGAGGGCGGACUGUUUGUGUUCGACGUACAGCUCGGCGGCGAGUACCCGCGCGCCCCUCCACUCUGCCACUACCACUCAUACUGUACUGAUAGGCUCAAUCCCAACCUGUAUGAAGAUGGCAAGGUGUGCGUAUCUCUCCUGGGCACAUGGUCGGGGCGCGGCGUCGAGGUAUGGGGCAAGGACAGCUCUCUACUACAAGUGAUCGUGUCGCUGCAAGGGCUCAUACUCAAUGCGGAGCCCUACUUCAAUGAGGCGGGAUAUGAGAAACAGAAGGGUACUCAGCAGGGCAAAGAGAACUCUCGCAUGUAUAACGAAAUGGUGCUGCUGAAGCUGGUACAGUCGAUGACGAAGAUGUUGAUGAACCCGCCCGAGCCAUUCCGCGCCGAGAUACUGACGCACAUGCGCAGCGCGGCCGGGCCGCUGUGCACGCGCCUCGAGGGGCUCGUGCGGCUGUCGGGCGGCGCGGAGGGCGGAGCCCCGGCCGCGGAGCCCAGCGAGGCGCCCGAGUUCCCGCUGGUGCCGGCGUCGCGCGGGUUCUGCCUGACGCUGCGCUCGUCGCUGGAGAGCUUCCGCGCGGCGCUGCGGCGGCACGACAUCAGCGUGCCGCCGCCCUCGUUAUAGCGAGGCCAGUGCCACGCUAUGCAUGCGGUAGUCGGGCUAGUUGUUCAUAUCACCUGAUGAUAUGAAUCCGACCGGUCCCUAUAAAAUUAAUGAUAAUCAAAUUCUAAAUGAAAUGUUCGAUCUUAUGCGAAUGGUAUGAUUCUUAGAUUUAUUAAUGCAUAGAUUAAUAUUAUUUAUUUGUUACAAAGUAAUGUCUACUUUUAAUUCAACAUUCGACGUUAUAAUGUUUAGAUUAUGAGUACUUAUUGAAAUUGCAUACUUUUUACGAAGCGAAGCUUUUUGCUGUCAUUGGAAUAUUUGCUACCUACACUAAUAUUAAUAUAAUAUUUUACAAUAAAGACAGAUUACUUAGAUAUAACGUCUAGAACAUUUUGUUCCCGAUUCCAAUAUUGUUUAAUAUUACGAAGCCCCUACGUACCAGGCUAGAGAUGUGUGCGAGUAUUACGAGUAUCUCAUCGAUGUCUAUUUUAUGUAUGUAAUGUUGUAUGUAAAAAUGCAUUCACUCAUUUUAUGUAAUUAUAGUUUUGUUUUUAUUUUAUUUUUGUUUUAUAUUGCGGGAAUAUGAUUUGUAUGGUAAAGUGAUGUAGUUUGGUCGUGGUGUUCCGGCGCAGUCCCGGCAGACAGUACAUAACUAGCGAAGUCGGCAGCAGCAGCGAGCUCGACGCGACUCUUUAGGUGUCCACUAUGUUGUUGUUGUUUUCUUGUUACCAGUGUAUCAACGUAAUUACAUCAUUACACUAUUAGCUUUAGUGCAUGUACAUGUUUGGAAUUUCAUUUCCUCACCAAAUACGAGCGUCACAAAAGUAAUUUCUUACUUACAGUGAUAUCCACGUUAUUAGUUUGUAUUUAACAUUUCCCGAAAAUUUAUAUAAACAAUAUAAAAAAUUUAAAGUGCUAUCCAGUGAUUCGCGCUUGUUAGUGAGAUAUUUUGGAAAAUAGUUUUAAUUUUCUAUUCAAUCUUGUUUUAGAAAAAAAAUCUUCCUCGUUAGUGCUUAUAGUAUUAAACCAUACGGCCCACGCCGCGCCGGCGGCAGCACAAAUACAAUGUAACUUCAUGCCAAAGUCAAUUGAGCUAUGGAAGGCUUUUGUCGCUUGUGUACGCGAGAUAAGUGACAACUAUGUAUAAUGAUGAAAAAUAAAUAAUUCUUCAACAUUA